UUUUUAAAUAAAUCCAAUGGCCAAACGGAUCAAGACCCAGAUUGAGAAGCACCUGGUGUACUUCUCUGAGCUAGAGAAGGUAUCCCUUAAAGGAAAACAAGAGAUGGAGGAAUUCCUUCAGUUUUUAAAGAAGAAGAUCCAAGUUGAGAAGAGCAAGGCUGCACAAAUUGCCCAAAUCUCUAUACAUGAAACUAAAUCUUUACAAAGUUCACCAUUCGCACAGGUUAUUGAUGCCAUGAAGAGGAAGUCUAAGAAUGAAGUUGAGCAAUAUGAGUUAUUUGUCAAGAAUUUAGUUGAGGACGUCGCCUUACCGUUUAAAGAAGCAAUGGAGGAAUUUGACCAAAAGUCUCAGCAAUUAUUUAGCAAGGUAAAGGAUAGCGUAAUCUUGCUGUCUUAUGACCUCGACAAGUACCAGAAGAUUAAGUGGAGAUACGAUGAUAGCUCAAGUGACUUUAUUAAAACGCUUUAUAAGUACACUGAUUUCCUCAAGCAAUCUACAGAGAAAAGCUCUGUAUUCUAUCAGAAAUAAGUUGUUCCAAGAGCUAGGCUCUCACAUGAUUCAGAACGAGGAAAAAGUUAUCGAAUGAGCCACAAAAGAAGAAGAAAUCAACGAUGAAAUUGAAGGUUACACUGAGAACCUUGAAGACUUUAGGAAGGAAUUCCAGGAGCUUGAGUCAAUGCGCUUCCAAAGUAUCGAAGAUGCUAUUAAUAGAAUUGUAAUUUUCGAAACCAGUUGUGAUAUGAACAACAAAUAUGACACCAAAGGCAUGGCAGCUCUUGUUGAGAAGUUAGACCGUGAUACCUAUUGUGAGGAGAUUAAAGUCGAUAAAAUAUCCCAACUUGAAAGGCUCAGCUUCAAACCAGAAGAUGAGCUUAAGCAUUUCGACCUAUUUUACGAAGAUAACAAGGAAAAUGAUGAAAUAGAGAGAAAAUGAGAAGAAGUAGUCAAUUUUGUUGAAAAAGUUCAAUCUGCUAAGAACCGAAAUGAAGUUGACCAUAUUAUGAGCAACUAUUUUGAUACAUUUACUGAGCAAGUGCAGCAUUACAGAUGAAGAGACUCUUUCAUAGCAAGUUUUGUCUCUAGAAUGGAGAACAAACAUACUGUCUUUAAAGGAAAAUUCGUUUAUGAUGCCAUGGUGGCUAUCUUCAAACAAAUUUUAGAAAGAGCCUAUGAACAAGAAGAUACUGAAUGAGGGUACAAAAUAGUUGAAAUUAUGAGAUCUUUCUACUACAGCCCUGCUGAGGGCAUCCUGUUCAUCUACCUCCAAAACGAACUGAAGGAUGCAAGUAUCUACCGUGAUUCAAAAUUCUGGCAAAAGUACUGAGUAUUGUACUGCAGGAAUAUUCUAAGGGACACUUCUUUUGAGUAUGAAAACUCUAAGGACAAGGAAUACAAAAUUAAGAAGUCUUUAUACAAGACUUGCUACAAGCUUAGCCAGAUCAUGCUCAGUUUUGGCCAGCCCAAGGAAGCUAUCAAGAGUCUCAUCUCUGAACUAUGAAAGUCCUUCAAGCUUGAACAGACUGCUAUUGAAGCUAUUCUUGAUGAAAUUGAUUAUUAUGGACUGACAAAUGAAGAAAUUGAAGAACUUAGAAAAUCAAAGAAGAGUAAAGGAAAGAGUUCAUCUGGUGGUUGGUUUGGAACUUUCUCAAAAAUGGGAUCUAUGUUUAAUCCGCUCUCAGAUCCUGGUAGUCGAAGAGCAAUAUCCCCAAGAGAGGAAGCAAAGAAUUUGGAUGCAGAUGAUCCUGGCAGAAAGCCUAGUAUGUCUCAGAUGGUAUCUUCUAAUUUUGUGAUUCCUACCCAAGGCGAAGCAAAUUCUGAUUAUCUAAGAGGUUCUUCAAACGGAAGUAUUGAUAGGAGUAAAGACCUAAGCAAGGAAUAUGACCAGAAAUUAAUCGAGGAACAGAAAGUAACUGAAGUUUGAGAAAAAGACCCUAUUCAAAUCACAGAAAACAUUGAGUUUGAAGCAGGUUCCCAAAUAAGUCACCCAGUCAAGAAUCCUCCUCAAGCCGUAAAUAAAGUGAGUGGGGAAAGUCCUCAGAUGGAAUAAUUUCACAAUAAAAUUUGUUUCAAGC
Moneuplotes crassus is the source of this 2073-nucleotide messenger RNA. The record is from the annotation of a GenBank genome assembly. Lineage: Eukaryota; Ciliophora; Spirotrichea; Euplotida; Euplotidae.